Monopterus albus (swamp eel) is the source of this 898-nucleotide messenger RNA. RefSeq names its product CD247 molecule (gene cd247). Bases 209 to 664 code for a protein of 151 amino acids. The transcript is spliced from 9 exons. Gene Ontology annotation, cellular component: membrane. The record is from RefSeq and is a predicted model, not a curated record. Gene Ontology annotation, molecular function: transmembrane signaling receptor activity. Gene Ontology annotation, biological process: cell surface receptor signaling pathway. NCBI's taxonomy places the organism in Eukaryota, Metazoa, Chordata, Actinopteri, Synbranchiformes, Synbranchidae.
CAGGUGUGGAGGAGGAACAAACUCAUGAAGAAGAUCCCAGUCCUCUGCUCAGCCAACAUCAGGGGACCAGGACAAGAGCAGCCUCUCACCACUUCCUGUUCCACUUGAAGACUAGAGGAAGACGCACGCUUGCUUCAGUCUCCUCACAUCGCCCCUGGUGACUUCAGCCAAACAGGAUUCAACUGUGUUUUGAGCGCACCAGUUUGGGAUGGAGCUCCACAUGUGGACAUCCGGCCUGCUGGUCUUUGCCGUAGUGCUUUCCCCGGCAGAGGCGUUAGCCUUGAAUGACCCUCAGCUGUGCUACAUCCUGGACGGCUUCCUGGGGCUGUAUGGACUCAUCAUCACUGGCAUGUUCAUCAAGGAGAAGUUCUUUACAACCAAAGCGAAGGUGAAGCAGGACAGCAUCUACACCGAUCUGAGAGGCCAGGAUAGUGGUGGCUAUGCCCCGCUGAUGAGAAGAGACCCCGAGAGUGGCGGGCGGAACCGCCGGCCGGUUGAUGAUGCCACCUACACGGACUUGAACAAACGUCCAGGCGAUGAAUACAAAGAGCUUCCAAUGAAAAGAGAACGUCAGAGGAAGAACGACCAGGUUUAUGAGGGUCUGAGCGCAGCCACGAAAGACACCUACCAGACCCUCGAGAUGCAGCCGCUUCCUGCUCGCUAGCAUCACCAGGGUCUGGUUCUUGACAAAGUAUUAUGGCUGAUGUUCUGGUUUUAUGAAGACAAGACUUGAAACGCUUAGUUUAAAGAUUCAUCUUUGAAGGUUUGGUGAGGUCCAAACAUGGCCAAGUCAAAAAUAGCCACACAUUUGUAUUUAUAUUCCCUUUAUUUUUUUUUUCAGUUUUUACUGACUCCUCUGGAUGCAUUUCAUUUAGUCAGUUCCUCGUGUUUCAGUCAU